This is a messenger RNA of Striga asiatica, 372 nucleotides long. Lineage: Eukaryota; Viridiplantae; Streptophyta; Magnoliopsida; Lamiales; Orobanchaceae. The record is from the annotation of a GenBank genome assembly.
AUGAACCUUUUGGGUACAACACGGAGUUGUUUCUUUACUACCGAAAUCCACGUCACUUUUGUCAAUAAUCUUCCGCAGAAUUCUAAGCCACUUUUCGUGCAAUGUGCAUCCAAGGACGAUGACCUUGGAAAUCACACGCUGGCAUACAAUGAGAGUUGGGGCUUCAAAUUCUGUGUAAUUCCUUUUGCCACCUUAUUUUACUGCAACCUUAAUUGGGGUGAACUGUUCAUGUCUUUACAUGCUUACGAUGCCAAUUGGGAUUAUCGUCCCUGCGAGUAUGUUCGUAAUGGACUCGGUUGCACGUGGAAGGUAACUAGCGCUGGCGCUAGCUUAGCGGAAGGCGAAAAUCAUCCAUGGGAAGCAUAUUAUUAA